AUGGGAUCUACAUCGCCGCGCUCCACUUGGGAUCACCUUACCUACCCGAUCCCCUGCAACGAAAUAGGCGCCGAGUUGCACCCCUUCCAAGCCUACAUCCUCAAGAUGGCAGCCCUGGACUACGUUCACCGUCCUCCCCCGCUCACUGAAUCUGGCGAGGAGGCGAAUUUCUAUCUCGGCUUUGAGGAUCAGCAUGAUCUGCUGCUCUCAUGGGUCCUGGACAGCGGCUUCUCCGAGCCUAUUCAUCCCUUGAGAAAGAAUGAUAAUAAUCGCAUCUUAUUCGAAAGACACCCGCUCGCUGUUGUCGUCCUGGAUACCGCCCUAGAAGUUAGCGUAACUCAGAGCACAAUCCGGCGCUUUUCAGAACGUCCCCUUCCUCUUCCACUUGCGCAAUAUGCCGAGAGUAACAGCGCCGGCCUUUCAGGAUUUAGGAUGAACGUGCUGUGGACCGCAGCAGAGCGGUAUGCGGAGAUGAUGAUAGAGGAUGCAGCGUGCGGCGGCGAUGAACGGCACGUGAUUGGCGAAAACACCUUUUUUGAUCGGGUUACGCAGGAGAGACGCCCAAAAGAUGCAGUCUAUAUACAGGAUGUGAAUCUGGCCACCUUCUGCGCUAUCAACGCCGAAUUUGAGAAGUAUGUCUUCAAUAAGGAGAGUAGUUGUGGGUGGUGGUGGGAUGAGGAGUCUCACGCAGAUAAGAUUCGAGAGCUUUUGAAGCAUACGAUCAGGUUGGCGCUGGACAUGGCAUGCAAGGCUAAGGGCGUGGAGCUCGUGAUAUACCCCUCCACGGUGGCGGCGUCGGACGGCGACAGCUGCGAGCUCGAAGACUCGUGUCUUGAGGAGGAAGACCUAUAUCUCGAAGAUGAAGAGUCUCCAGAGGACAAAGGAUCUACCGCAGAACACACAACCGACCAUGAGAUGCAAGACAUCACUGCGGAAGCCAGGAUGGGAUACAAAACUCAAGACUCAGACUCAGACUCAGACACCGAAUCUAUGUACGGUUGCUGUCCCAGAGCUCGAUCCCGUUCACCCGCCUACUCUCCGCGUGAUGGCCCCCCGCAUGAGGACCCCGAAAACGAGCCCGACCGAGAAAAAUCUGAUGCUCAGUACUUUGAAGACUUCACCGGCACCACCUUCAUCACCGCCAACACUAUCCAACCCAGCGAUCUGAACCGUGGUUGGAAGCCGUACCAACCCCCAGUCCCUACUCGGAAUAUCAUGGUUAAUGGAAAGUGGCUGUGUGUUGAGGUCCCAGAGCGCAAGCUGUCCCCAACCAUCACAGACGAUAUGCUUCAAGACUAUCCCAAGCGCGUACAGCUGGGACAUCUUUCCGAGAAGCAGGGCGGAUCCUUCGGCCGACCGGAAAGGCGUAGGCAGAACUUGACGGAAAGCGAGAUCGACAAGCACAUUGAAGAGGCUGCGAAGCCCAUUGAAAAGGCUGCGGAGAAGCCAAAAGUGCCAAAGAAGAUCAAAAAGAAAGGCUGGAAGGCCGUAAGACGGGCUCAGAAGGCCAUGAAAGCUAAAGGUAAGGAAGAUAAGGCUAAGCAAGAGGCGGGGGAGGCUGAGGCAUGGGAUUACAGUGGCGGGGAGGUGCCGGAGAAUUUGGCGGAGUACUUUAGAGAUGCGGAGAAUGGUGAUAUUGAGAGGGCUGCGGCUACUGGCGUUGCGGAAGGUGGAGGCGCGCAGAAUGAGAAUGGGGGCGCAAGAAGGAUCUGGUUGAGGGGGAGAGCGCCGGGGGAGGAGGAUGGCCGCGCACUUGCAUACCCGAAGGUUGUUAACCAUGAGUUGUCGGAAUAG
Messenger RNA from Morchella sextelata, 1794 nucleotides. RefSeq lists its product as uncharacterized. The record is from RefSeq and is a predicted model, not a curated record. Lineage: Eukaryota; Fungi; Ascomycota; Pezizomycetes; Pezizales; Morchellaceae. Bases 1 to 1794 code for a protein of 597 amino acids. The transcript is spliced from 3 exons.